ACAGGAUCCUGAGACCACACCCCAUUUCCCACAUCCCGCGCUAGAGGCAGAUUAUUGCAGAAUCUGAGCCUAGAAAAGAAACUCAUUUUCCAGCCCCGUCCGCCCUUGCCUAGCUAGGUGGAAGGUAAGGCGAGGUUCUCGCCGGGCUUUCCCGCCUCACCUUUCCGGCCCGUCUCCCGGGGGUCCUCCGCCCCGGCCAUGGCCCAGAAGCCGAAGGUGGACCCCCACGUCGGGCGGCUGGGAUACCUGCAGGCGCUGGUCACAGAAUUCCAGGAGACGCAGAGCCAAGACGCCAAGGAGCAGGUUCUCGCCAACCUUGCCAACUUCGCCUAUGACCCCAGCAACUACCAGUAUCUGCGGCAGCUGCAGGUCGUGGAUUUAUUCCUCGAUUCACUGUCGGAGGAGAACGAGACCCUCGUGGAGUUUGCUAUUGGCGGCCUCUGCAACCUGUGCUCCGACAGGGCCAACAAGGAGCACAUCCUGCAGGCUGGAGGCAUCCCGCUCGUCACCAACUGCCUGUCCAGUUCCAACGAGGAGACCGUGUUGUCCGCUGUCACCACACUCAUGUACCUGAGCUCGCCAGGCCCCAGCUGCCACCCUGAGCUGACCGCCAUGCCCGUGGUACAGUGCAUGCUGCGCUUCUCUCUCUCAGCCAACACCAGACUCCGGAACCUGGCCCAGAUCUUCCUGGAGGACGUCUGCUCCCCAAGCCAAGUGGCCGAAGCCCGCGGCAGGCAGGCUCACUCUGCCCUGGGCAUCCCACUGCCACGAACUGCAGCCCCGCAGCAGCCCUGA
Carlito syrichta (Philippine tarsier) is the source of this 795-nucleotide messenger RNA. RefSeq names its product armadillo repeat containing 7 (gene ARMC7). Gene Ontology annotation, molecular function: protein binding. The transcript is spliced from 3 exons. The record is from RefSeq and is a predicted model, not a curated record. Bases 199 to 795 code for a protein of 198 amino acids. NCBI's taxonomy places the organism in Eukaryota, Metazoa, Chordata, Mammalia, Primates, Tarsiidae.